AAAUACUUUUUCGAAUUUCACAAGAAAUAAGAAAAUUAAAUCACUUUCAGUAUUGUUGGUAAAUUCUUGACGUUUAUGCUUAACUUGCAGAUAAAUGGGUGUUCCAAAGUUUUAUCGAUGGGUAUCGGAGAGGUAUCCUUGCCUCUCCGAGGUUGUCAAAGAAUUUCAGAUUCCAGAGUUUGACAACUUGUAUCUUGAUAUGAAUGGCAUUGUUCAUGUGUGCUCUCACCCUGAAGAUGACAACCCACACUUCAGAAUUACAGAGGAAAAGAUCUUCACAGAUAUCAUGUACUACAUCGACUUUCUGUUUCGCAUGAUAAAGCCCCAAAAGGUGUUCUUCAUGGCAGUGGAUGGGGUGGCACCUAGAGCAAAGAUGAACCAGCAGAGAGGGCGUAGAUUCAGGUCUGCACGUGAGGCUGAAGAGUUGGAGAAGCGAGCCCGUGAGAAAGGCGAGACACUGCCGACAGAAAAACGCUUCGACUCCAACUGCAUCACGCCAGGUACCCCAUUCAUGGUGCGUCUUCAAGAACAGCUCAAGUACUUUGUGGUGCAGAAAGUGAGCCAGGACCCACUGUGGAAGGGUGUACGCAUCUACCUGUCCGGACAUGAGACACCCGGUGAGGGUGAACACAAGAUCAUGGACUUCAUCAGGGCCGAGAGGGCAGGCCCAGGCUAUGAUCCCAACACCAGGCACUGUUUGUAUGGACUGGAUGCCGAUCUGAUGAUGCUAGGGCUGGCCACACAUGAACCCCACUUCUCCCUCUUAAGAGAAGAAGUCCGUUUUGGAAAAAUGCCCAAGCACAAAUCAGCUAAGAGACCCCAGACCCCUGAAGAAACCACGUUCCAUCUGCUGCACCUGUCUCUAUUCCGGGAGUACCUGGAUUUUGAGUUCUCCGCCCUCCGUGAUACGUUGACAGACUUUAAGUACAACCUAGAGAAUGUCAUUGAUGACUGGGUUCUCAUGGGUUUUUUGGUGGGCAAUGACUUCAUACCCCACCUGCCCAACCUGCAUAUCAACCAUGAUGCCUUGCCCCUUCUGUGGAGGACAUAUAUGGAGGUGCUGCCUCAGUGUGGAGGAUACAUUAACAAUGGUGGAAGGCUGAACUUAGAAAGGUUUGAAAAAUACCUCGCUGUACUCUCAAAGUUUGACUUUGACACGUUCUCAGAGCAGGCUGGAGAUCUCAAGUGGCUGGAGUCAAAAAAAAAUGCGGCCAGCGCAGAGCAGUCAGAAUUAUUGUCAGCAGCCAGGAAACUUCACAAGAACCAGGAGAAGUCCGUAGCUAGACAGAGUAUGAACCAGUUUGCCAUGUUGGACAGCCUGGCUGAUGUAGAUGAUGAUGAGGAGUUGGGUACAGAGCUGAUACCUCGAUAUGGGGAGGACCCUUCAGAUGAUUUCUCAGAGGAAUUUUCAGAAGAGGACACAUUGGACGAUGAAUUCCGCCACCACAAGAGGAACUAUUACAUGACCAAGAUGGAGUAUGCACAUGUCACUCCUGAAGUACUGCGUGACCAGGCGGAGGGCUAUGUGAGAGGCAUUCAGUGGAUUCUGCUGUACUACUAUGAAGGGGUGCCUUCUUGGAGUUGGUUCUACCCACACCACUAUGCACCAUACAUGAGUGAUGUUAAGGACUUCAAGGAUAUGUCCUUGACCUUUGACCUGGGCACCCCGUUCCUGCCAUUUGAGCAGCUCAUGGCUGUGCUGCCUGCAGCCAGUAAAGAUCUCCUGCCACGGCCAUAUCAGAGCUUGAUGAUCAAUGACUCGUCUCCUGUGAUUGAUUUCUACCCUCCUCAGUUUGAGACGGAUCUCAAUGGAAAGCAGCAAGACUGGGAGGCUGUCGUGCUCAUCCCCUUUAUUGACGAGAACCGUCUUCUAGAAGCCAUCAGGAUGGUGUCCCACUUGCUGACGGAGGAGGAGAAGUCUCGUAACAUACACGGCCCCCACCUGCUGUACAUGCACUCUGAGACUCCUGGUGACCCCUACCCGACCUCUCUACCCGGCACCUUCCCAGACAUUGCAGUCAACCAUGCCAGGUUAACGAAGAUCGAGAAGGCUGCGUUCCACCUUGCCUCUAGUGAGCUGAGGAAGGGGCUGCUUUCAGGGGCCAGGCUGGAUGUCUUCUAUCCAGGCUUCCCUACCCUCAAACACAUACCUCACAAGGCAGAGCUCAGCAAGGAAGGUGUGAAGGUGUUUCAGGCCAGUAGUCGUGGUUACAACAUGAUGCUGCAUGUGGAGGAUGGCUGGUGUAGCAAGGAUAUAGACCAGGUGGCGAAGGAAUACCUCGGCGAGGAGGUCUACGUCAACUGGCCCCACCUGUACGAGGCCAAGGUUGUGGCAGUCUGUGAUGACUACUAUAGUUACACCUAUGUUGAGGGUGACAAGUCCAGUAAAUCAGGUACGACAAGUCCACGCAUUAACCGUGUCGAGCAGGAUGGUAACAUGGCCAACAUAUGGUUCAAGGAGAGGGAUUCAAUCGCUGAAAGAUACAAGGACCGGCUUGGGGUGGUGGUUGGCGACACCAAGAUUCUGCUGAGAGCUCUACCCAUGACUGGCAGAAAAUACAUCCUGUCAUCACAUGGAAGGGUCACUAUGGAGAAGCAGUUUGGGAACCAGCCAGUGGCAUUUGCUUUACAAGCAACAGUGAAGGACUUGACGGUGCAUUACUCUAGUUUCUGCCAGUUCACAUCCCUGACUGACUACCUGCCAGCUAGCUGCCAGGUGUUCAUGCUGGGAUGGCCCCACUAUGGCUGCCAGGGAGAGGUGCUAGACACUGACCUGCAGAGUGGCCGGGUCAGAAUCAACCUGUCUAUCAUCGAGGAGCCUAAACUGAGUGAUGUGCUCAACAACCAGGCGGACCAUGAUGAGCAGUAUUUCCAAGGGUAUGUGCUUGCUCAGAGACUUGGCAUCAGCAGCCACCUGUUCUCUCGACUCACAGGCUGUGUAUUCAUCACCGCCGGCAUUGCCGAGGUAGUCAGUCAGCAGCAGAACCCUCAUAGGGUAAAUGUGGGUUUGAACUUGAAGUUCACGAAACGCCAGGAGGAGGUACCAGGCUUCACCAAGCUUGCAGAAGGGAACCAGUGGCUCUACUCCAAUAAAUGUGUGGAGAUUCUCAAAGAGUACAUGAAGAAGUUCCCUGAAAUGUUUGAGAUUUUAUCAAAGUCUGACCCGAAAGGAAACGAUAACUUCUAUGAGUCUGAAGUGAUACCUGCACAUUGCUCCUACAAGUUGAAGGAUGUACAGGAGUACAUCAAGGGACUUGCAUGCACGAAUGUUAAAUCACAGAAGAUAGGGGCCGACCUUGUGCCUGAGGGGGUUAUACUGUCGCUGCAGAGGGAGACAGACAAGAUUGUGGAGAUAAACAGAAAACGCCAGAAAAGGAUUAAAAUGCAAGUGAAGCCUCAUCUUCUGUAUCGGCCAAUGAUUACAAGUGGGGCACUGAUUCCGGACUCCAGUGCCACCUACCAGCUGUUUGAUCGGGUGGUAAACACGCGCCAGGGAUUCUCAGUACCGUUCGGACUCCGUGGUACGGUUGUGGGCAUUGAUCCAGCUGAGGUGGAAGUGAACAUGAUGUACGAAGUGCUGUUUGAUGAAGACUUUGCUGGCGGUAUUGCUAUCAGGAAUUCUUCUAUGAGAGGCUACAGAAUGCCACCAUCAGCUCUUCUGAAUCUGUCUCAUGGCCAGCGCAAGAAUGGUUCCAAACCAGACAAUAUCUCAGAGGCCCCGGCCCAGAAUGCAUACGGAAAACACAGGAACGUCAGCCAAGAUUAUACAUACGCUGAUGCCAGUGUAAAUCAUUCUCAGGGUCAAGGUAAAGGUCAGCAGAUGCGGCCAGGCAGUUCAGGAUACCAUGACAACAGGGGAGGUCACAAUGAAGGGCAUACAGGUCGGGGCUCGGACAGUAGAGCAACUGGCCAGAGACAUUAUUCUGGGCCUGUAAACAAGAUGGUGUUCAAUGGGGCUAGUGCUGGCAACAUGUCCCCGAGGUUUGUGACGCCCAAAGUUUCCCCGGGCAGCGCAGGCAGGGGCUCUCAAAGGCCAGCCAAUCAGAACAGGGCUGGGGCUUCAAACCAGAAUAGUAAUGCAUCAAAUUCAGUGUUUGAAGACGUGUGGAAACAACUGCAGACAUCUGCACCGCAAGAUGCUGCAGGUGACAAGGGGACAUCACUGGCCCAGGCAUCAGCUGUUCUGCCAAGAGUGACCUCCCCUGAAAAUUCAAAAUCCACAGAAGCAAGCACCAAGAUAGAUGUUCAGGCCCUUUUUACACAGGCCAGUAAGGCCAGCGAUAUUGGAAAUAAGCCAAGUGGGUCUGCGGGGCAGGCAGUAACGAAUAAUGAGUUUACAGCAAUGCUGAGGUCUUUGGAAGAUACACAUGUUUCGGUGGAAUCUUCAAGCCAUAAAAAAGCCGAUGAUGAAUCUUUGGCGAUCAAGAAAUUGUUGCACAUGGAUGAAGACAAGACAACUGCAGAAAAAGUGGUUGACACUGUGAACCCACCAAAGAGUUAUGGGAGACAACUCUCAGUGCAGGAGUUAUUUGAGGGAGCAAAGAAGCAGACCCCAAUGGAACCCCCGUGGUCUGAAAAACAUGCACAGCCCAGGAACAAUGAGGCGAGUGCCCAAGCUAAGGGUCCUUUACCACAGCAACAGCAUCAGCAACAACAACAGCAGCAGCAAGGUGGCUUCCAAGGCAAAAAAGGCUACUCCAGACCGGCCAAUCUGAAUCCAGCAAGUCAUCGGAACCCUGUGAUGGAGCUGUUGACGUUAUGCCAGUCUUUGCAGUUGAAGCUGCCACUGUAUGACUAUAUUCCUAAGAAUGGGAAGUUUGUCUGUGUGGUGUCACUGGUGAACGGCACCCGGUUCCAGGGCUCUCUGUGCAACAGCAGGGAGGAGGCGGCAGAGUCAGCAGCCAGCGUCGCUCUUCUACAGAUGCGUGUUAGCAUGCAGCAGGCUGCUGUGAUGUCGAUGCCAGGGUUCAGACAGCAAGGCCUCCCACAGCAAGGUCGCCAGUUCUCGUCUGCCAACUCAGCGUUCAGUCCUGUCAGCCAGCCACCUGGAAUGUAUGGACACCAGUACCCAAGGGGACAGUUUCAAGGAUUUCAACAGCAAAGGCCUAAUUAUGGGAAUCACAGUCACCAGCAAAACUACUGGGGAAGGCCCCAGAGUGCACCUCAAGCAGCCAAUCAUUAUGCAGCUUACCAGCAGCAGAGCAGGCCAGCCAAUCAGCAGGGCUUUCACAACCAGCGGCAUACAGCCAAUCAGCAGAGUUCUUACGGUCAGGACCAGACUGGAUCAGCCAAUCAGAAUGAAGGAAACAAAGCUGAAAGUGUGCCAUAUGUUCAGCAGACAGCCAAUCAGCCAGCUAAGAGCAAACCAACCAGUGUUGUUACUCCAUUUGUGCCCCUCCAGGUAACUCGGAAACAAACUCCUCAAAAGAACAGAAAAGAAUCUGUAACUGACGACAGUUGCUUGAAAGAAGAUACUGAAAGCAGCCCAAAUACUGACUUAAAUGUGAAUGGUGUAAGUGGGGCCUGCAGUAGUGGAGCAUCAAACAGUCAGGACAGCGGCCCCAGAUCUGUGACAUCUGCUCGCCAGGACUCACAUACACAGGGGCAGACAACCCCACCGAAAACACCCAAGGAGAGACCAGCCCCCUCUUCUGCUGGAAAGUCUGCCAAGAAGUCAAAACGAAGGCUGGCUGCAAACUUUGGUAAUGCAGCAGAUUAGGAGAAUAAACAUCCAUAAUGCGUGAAAAACAUGUUGGUUCCAGGUUUACCAGUCAAACCCUAUCAAACCAGCCCUAGAACAAUUAUAUUUCAUAUUAAUUCAGUUUCAGAAUCAAUAGUUGACCAUCUACUGUAUACCUUAUCUAAUUUUUAGCAUGUUACCUGCAGAAAUUGUUUACACCUUUAUAAUACUGUGCAAACAGUUAACAACAAUCGCAACAAUGACAACACAUGAUAAUUUAUGGUAACAUAUUGUUGGCUUACGUCAUCUUGAGCGUACUACAUAUAUUGACUGAUACAUAGCUUAAUGUAUUGCUAAAAUUUGCUGCAAACAAACAAGUUAGCUCAAGUUAUUAGCUUCAAGCUUAAAUAAAAAUUAUUGUUGUUAGAUAGAAAACUUUUGACCAAUCCACAUGUGCAAUUAUCUAUAAAAAAAAUUUAGAUACACAUUUUAAGGUUAUGUAUCGAGAUUGUGAGUAAUGUUGGAAUAAACACAAAUAUGUUUGUUAAAUAAGUGCUUGUUUAUUGUUGUUUUUGCAAUAGAAGUAGGUAUCUUGACAUAAAUGUAAUACUUUUUAGUUUCUUUAUAACAUAUUAUGAAUGAGUUUAAACAACCCAUCUCAGUAGAGUAUGCACUUAUAAUUCAAUUAAGUGUUUCAUCUUACGUAUAAAAUAUCCGGUAUGAAAUACGUAUAUGUAUACUUCAACCUAUGAAAAAUGUAUGAAUAUAAGUAUAAUAUUGCUGUUAAUUUUUUUUUUCUUAAGGUUCAAGAGGUUUUAGGAAUAAAACCUAAACGAUUACCCACAUAAAGCUUGUAUUGAGCACAAACUUCUGACAAAACACAUGUUUUGCAACAGACCAAGAGCAUAGUAAAGAAUUGUCUACAUUUUUUUGCAAAAAUAUAUGUUAGUCUUGUGACACUGAAUAAUGUUUAUCAACCAAUUUGUCAUUCUAAUUUGUAUCAUUUAAAAACAUGAUAUUAUGCCCACUUGCGUUAUAAUUCUGCACAUCAGAAGUCAAAAACAUUGUGUAAAAAACAAUGGUUAUUGUUUCUUUAUUUCUAAAAAAGAUUACAAUUUAGUUCCUACAAUUGUAUGCACUAUGUCAAGAUUGUUUUUCUCUUUAUCAUUAAUGUUGGACAUUUAAGGAACCGAGCUUCAAGUUUUGUAUUUGAAGGUCUGACAUUAUUAUGAAUUUUUAUUGGACCUUGUUUACGAUAUGUGGAUGAGAUGUUUUACCUUUCAAUUUUAACUAAUUAGUUUUUUUUUAAUAGAAUGUGAACAGAAGUAUACAUGUAUAUAUGUGAGUUACAUAAAAGUUUGUAUUGCUGUUUUAAAUUUAACAUUUGUAUCGUGAAAAAUGUCAGGAACAUGAUAUAAAAGAAGUAAAUACACUUGUUUUCCAUAAUUA
This is a messenger RNA of Dreissena polymorpha, 7129 nucleotides long. RefSeq names its product 5'-3' exoribonuclease 1-like. Gene Ontology annotation, cellular component: nucleus. Lineage: Eukaryota; Metazoa; Mollusca; Bivalvia; Myida; Dreissenidae. Bases 95 to 5719 code for a protein of 1874 amino acids. Gene Ontology annotation, molecular function: RNA binding; 5'-3' RNA exonuclease activity. The transcript is spliced from 37 exons. The record is from RefSeq and is a predicted model, not a curated record. Gene Ontology annotation, biological process: rRNA catabolic process; nuclear-transcribed mRNA catabolic process.